AUGGGAGCUUGUUUCAGCAAUCAGAUCAGAACAGAUAUUGCUUCUAGUACAUGGCUGAGUUCGAAGUUCUUGAGCAGGGAUGGGAGCAAGGGCUCGUCGUCGACUACUUCCUUCUCUCAUAUGCCUCGAACAGAAGGCGAGAUCUUGCAAAAUGCUAACCUGAAGAACUUCAGCCUCAGUGAACUAAAGUCUGCAACGAGGAACUUCAGGCCUGAUAGUAUGGUUGGUGAAGGCGGUUUUGGUCGCGUUUUCAAAGGAUGGAUCGAUGAGACUUCCUUGGCUCCUGCUAAACCGGGGAAUGGAGUCGUUAUUGCAGUGAAAAGACUUAACCAAGAAGGCCUUCAAGGUCAUCGAGAAUGGCUGGUUAGUCACAUCUCUUUGUUUUGUUAUUUUCACAAGAGUCCAUUUCAAGAACCUUUUAUUUUCUUGAAAAAAAAACAGGCGGAGAUUAAUUAUUUAGGCCAGCUUGAUCAUCCUAACCUUGUGAAGUUGAUUGGAUAUUGCUUAGAUGAAGAGCAAAGGCUACUUGUAUACGAGUUCAUGCCUCGUGGUAGCCUAGAGAAUCACUUAUUCAGAAAAGGAACAUUCUUUCAGCCACUUUCAUGGAACACACGGGUUCGAAUGGCUCUUGGUGCAGCUAGAGGACUAGCUUUUCUACACAAUGCUCAACCGCAAGUUAUAUACCGAGACUUCAAAGCAUCCAACAUCUUGCUAGAUUCGAACUACAACGCAAAGCUUUCAGACUUCGGCUUGGCUAGAGAUGGUCCAAUGGGUGACAUUAGCCAUGUAACUACCAGAGUCGUGGGAACUCAAGGAUACGCUGCUCCUGAAUAUCUAGCCACCGGUCAUUUAUCGGCAAAGAGCGAUGUGUACAGUUUCGGGGUUGUGUUACUGGAGCUGUUAUCAGGAAGACGAGCAAUAGACAAGAACCAACCAGUAGGAGAACACAGUCUAGUGGAUUGGGCAAGACCUUACUUAGCAAACAAAAGAAGGCUACUCCGAGUGAUGGAUCCUCGUCUACAAGGUCAAUACUCGUUAACCAGGGCUUUGAAAAUGGCAGGUCUUGCACUUGAUUGCAUAUCUAUAGAUUACAAGGUUAGACCGGACAUGAAGGAUGUCGUCAAGACACUUGAAGAACUUCAUGUCCCAAAGGAAACAAUAAGAGAAGAGCAGCAGAAUCUUCGUGAUGAGAACAAGAGCAACAACAAAUCUCCGGAAGCUGUAAACUAUCCUAGGCCUUCAAUCAUGUAACAAUCUAUACCAGGAUUUUAUAGAUGUUUAUACUCUUUUAUCUUCUCUCUGUUUCAUAGAAACAAAGGGUCUCCUACUUUCAUGGCAUUGUAAGGGAGAGAAAGGAUACAAUUACAAUCUUAUAGUUACACCCAAAGCUUC
Molecule: messenger RNA, 1392 nt
Organism: Eruca vesicaria subsp. sativa (arugula)
Lineage: Eukaryota; Viridiplantae; Streptophyta; Magnoliopsida; Brassicales; Brassicaceae
Source: the annotation of a GenBank genome assembly